This is a messenger RNA of Ectocarpus siliculosus, 2229 nucleotides long. NCBI's taxonomy places the organism in Eukaryota, Phaeophyceae, Ectocarpales, Ectocarpaceae. The record is from the annotation of a GenBank genome assembly.
AUGGGCAGCGAGGAGUUUGAUUCGCAGGCAGCGAUCAACACAAAGUUGAACGCGAGGGUAGGAGCCACCAGUAUCAGAAGUCAACGCGACGCAAUCGGAUCGGGGUUUGCAGAUGUAGGAAACCGCCGGCGGCCUCCGUCGACAGGCACGAUGGCCGGGAUCCGUGCUGCCUGGGGCACCUCAAUGGGCGGGAGCCUGGACGAUAUCGCCUGUCCCCUACCGGAGACCAACAACUCCAUGCGGAACUCGAGGGUGGGCGCUGUCUAUGCCACGGGCAUCAUCGAGGAAGACGAGGAAAGCGAGAGCGAGAUGGAAGAGGUUGACCCGCGUUUGUUCAUACCCGGCGUUCAAGGCAACCGCCGGCGAGCCCUGUCCGCGGGCACGCUUGCAGGGAUCCGCGCCGCGUGGGGCUCAUCGCUGGACGACAGCCAGGAGGACAUCCCUUAUACCUCAACCGACAAGAUAAACGUAAUCCAUAACCCCAGGGUGGGUGUCAACAGCGUCCGGGCCCACAUUCUGGAUGAUGAGAGCGAGAGCGAGAACGAAUUCGUCGACUCACGUUCGCUUAUGCCCGGCAUUGCAGCCGGCCGGCGACGACCUUUGGGAGGAGGCACGCUAGCGGGUAUCCGUGCCGCCUGGGGGAACUCUAUGGGCGAGAGCCAGGACGACAUCGCGUGCCCAUCCCCCGCGACGGUAAACGCACGCUUGAAUUCCAGAGCUGGUGUGGUCUAUUCAAGAGGCAGCGACCGUUACGCUAGCGGCCACGUCGUCCAUGGGCAGCCGAUGCCCGCAGGCAUGCGCAACGGAAGGGGCCAACCUGGCUUGGGAAUCGACCAACACGAUGUUAUCGACUACCACAGCACCUCCGGUCGCGGGCAAUCGACGCCCACAGGCAUGCGCAAAGGAAGGGGCCAGCCCGUCGUGGGAAUGAAUCACGAUGAUAUUAUGAGCUACCACUUUGCCUCCGGCGGUAGGCAGUCGAUUCCCGCAGGCAUGCGCAGCGCAAGGGGCCAACCCGGCAUGGGAAUCGAUCACGAUGAUAUUAUGGGCUACCGCUUUGCCUCCGGCGGUGGGCAAUCGAUUCCCGCAGGCAUGCGCAACGCAAGGGGCCAACCCGGCGUGGGAAUCGAUCACGAUGAUGUUGUCGGCUACCGCUUUCCCUCCGGUCGUGGGCAAUCGACCCCAACAGGCAUGCGAGGAAGGGGCCAGCCCGGCGUGGGAAUGAAUCACGAUGAUAUUAUGGGCUACCACCGUGCCUCUGGUCGUGGGCAAUCGACGCCCACAGGUGUUCGCAACGCAAGGGGUCAGCCAGGCGUGAUAAUGGAUCACGACGAUGUUGUCGGUUACCACCUUGCCUCCGGCGGUGGGCAAGCGAUUCCCAUAGGCAUGCGCAACGGAAGAGGCCAGCCCGGCUUGGGAAUCGAUCACGAUGAUGUUGUCGGCUACCACCUUGGCUCCGGCCGUGGGCAGUCGACGCCCACAGGCAUGCGCAACGGAAGGGGGCAGCCCGCCGUGGUAAUGGAUCACGAUGAUGUUGUCGGCUACUACGGUUCGAACAAAGCCGUUUCUGCGACACGAAGGCACUCGCGGAGCGAACCCCGCGCGGUCGAAGGCAGCGGCAGCAUGGGGCGGGUCAAGGUCGCGGGCAACGGGGCUGUCGUCGGCAGGGUCCGCGACCAUGCGAAUGCUGCAGCUGGUCACGAACGGGGCAGUGGUGGCGGUGGGCGAGGCACUGCAGGAAGUGACACCCGUGGUCAACGGAGCAAGGCAGCUGGCGGCGCUGGCGGUCAGCGGGACAGUUCUGGCGGACACACUAGUAAGAGUGCAAGCAACGGCGGGCGUGGUCAAACCUCAGCCAAAAGCGCUGGUGGUGGCGCAGGCAUCGUCAAACCGGCAGCAACCCGGCGAACCUGGGAACCCGGGCAGAGCAGCGUGUUCGACUCGUCUGGAAGCGAGAACAGCGACGGUGACGGGAAGCCUCGGGGGCUCCGCGGCGUGCAAGUCUUAGACCCAGAGACCCCAGGCACGGACGUCGUGAGCAGCACCGGAAGUGCUACGAUCCGUACGGGAGGAGUGUCCGCGAGCAGCUCGGGGGGUUGGGGUGGCCGUGCACAUGACAGUGUCGUCGACGACGACGGUUCUCGGGUGCUGGGAGCAGGCGUGUCAAGAAGCAGCCUCAGGUCGUUCCCAGGCCAGGAGGCAAACGGCGGGUCUGCAACGGGAGAGUGA